Molecule: messenger RNA, 1007 nt
Organism: Melanotaenia boesemani (Boeseman's rainbowfish)
Lineage: Eukaryota; Metazoa; Chordata; Actinopteri; Atheriniformes; Melanotaeniidae
Gene: cd247l
Product: CD247 antigen like
Exons: 7
Coding region: 263-649 (128 amino acids)
Source: RefSeq, a predicted model, not a curated record
AGACCCUCAGGGAUGUUGUAAUCAUUCUGGAAGAACAUAGCACUUAUGAAAACAGUUGAGAAAAACUGAGCCAGCGAGCACUGCAGUGGGUGUUGAAGUUUGCAGGCUGCUUUGAAGUGAGCAACACCCAGUCUCAGUCCACUGUCAGGCUGACAGUUCAGCCUCUUCCUCUGAUCAGACUGAUCAAAACGUAGCGUGAGGUAACUCGAAGCAGCCAAGAAGAAGAAAAAGUUGGCUUCAACUGACUUAAAGGGGGAAAGAAAUGGACACACACAAAAGGACAGGUGCGUUGGUACUGUUCGUCCUUCUGGUGCCUGUCUCCUGUCAAGAGGUUUUUUUUACUGAUCCGGUCAUCUGCUACUUCCUGGAUGCGUUUCUGAUGGUUUACUGCGUCGUUGCCACGGCAUUAUUCUUCAGAGAAAAGUUUUCAAACAUGCCACCUGUUGUAGAGUCUGAUGAAAAGGGGGGUAUUUACCAGGAGCUUGAGAGGCCAAUGGAUGCUGAUCCUUACCAAGUGCUUGAACCAUCAAAAGGAAGGAAAAAGGCUGGCAGGAAAAAGAAAGCUAAGAACCACACCGAGCAGAGGGAUCAGGAUCCAUAUGAACUACUGAAUGUCCCAGGCCGUCCACCAGCUGCAUCUGCUCGUUGAGGCGGCAUUGCUGAAAACAACUAUUAUCUGACUGAGUGACCACUGCAGCAAGCUGGUCUUGUAUUAAAGAAAUAUUAUUUGGCUUUGUAUAUCAAAUGUGAGGAUUUGCUGCUUUCUCACUUUUAUGUAACUAUAUAUAUUUUUUGUAUUGGUUUUCAGAUGCCGGUCAAAUUAAGAUGUCUUGUUUAUUAUAGGAGCAGUUUUUUCUUCACUUUAUAGACAAGUUGAAAGUUGCAGCUACACAUUUUUUAUUUAAAUCUGUGAUAGCUAUCAGCAUGUUCUUUUAAGUAACAUUUGUAUUUUCACCUUGCUAUUUAAAUUUUUUUUUUUUUUUUUUUUUUUAAAAAAGCCAUUUUAA